This is a messenger RNA of Arachis stenosperma, 1152 nucleotides long. Its product is annotated as plasmodesmata-located protein 3-like. The transcript is spliced from 3 exons. Bases 11 to 925 code for a protein of 304 amino acids. The record is from RefSeq and is a predicted model, not a curated record. NCBI's taxonomy places the organism in Eukaryota, Viridiplantae, Streptophyta, Magnoliopsida, Fabales, Fabaceae. Gene Ontology annotation, biological process: plasmodesmata-mediated intercellular transport; transport of virus in multicellular host. Gene Ontology annotation, cellular component: plasmodesma.
CCCCAACAAAAUGAUCAUUAUCAAAAGGCACUAUUCUCACCCUUUUCUUCUUCUCUUCACUACUGUUAUUCUUCUCCUCCUUCUUCCUGUGUCAGAUGCUGCAGAUAACACAAGCUUGGUUUACAAAGUUUGUUCAGAUGAGAAACUACAUGACCCAUCUGGGGUUUACUCACAGAACCUCAAAUCCUUAUUGGUUUCUCUUGUUUCACAAUCUUCACAAAAACCUUUCUUCACAACAAAUUCUGGCACUGGCCAGAAUAAUAUGAUCAUGGGUUUGUACCAAUGCAGAGGAGAUUUAUCAAACACUGCUUGCUACAACUGUGUCAGCAAAGUUCCUUACAUUUUGGACAAUCUUUGUGGCAAGGUGGUGGCUGCGAGAAUCCAACUAAGUGAUUGUUAUCUGAGGUACGAGGUUGUGGGGUACAAGCAGGUUCCUGAGACUCAGUUACUUUACAAGGUGUGUGGUUCAAAACAAGCAAAUGGAGAUGGUGGUGAUGGGUUUGAGGAAAAAAGGGAGUCAGCUUUUGGCAUGGUGGAGAAUGGAGUGAAGAGUAGUAAUGGUGGGAAAUUGUUCUACAAAGGGAGUUACCAAUCUUUGAAUGUAAUGGGGCAGUGUGAGGGUGAUUUGGCCAUUGAUGAUUGUGGUGAUUGUGUUAAAAGUGCUGAGGAACAAGCCAAAGCUGAGUGUGGUGACUCAUUUCAAGCACAGAUUUAUCUCCAUAAGUGCUUCCUCAGUUAUAGCUUUUACCCUGAGGGAGUUUCUUCCACCAUGCCAUCUUCAACUGCAGAGUCAGCAGCCCAAGAAGGCACUCAAAAAACAGCAGCCAUUGCUCUGGGGAUAUUUGCAGCUAUUAUUUUCUGCUGCGUUGUUUUCUUGUGUGUCAAGUCAGUGAUGGAUAAAAAAAGAGAUGGAACUUGGAAGUGAAUUUGACAAUUUCUACUUAUUUUAACCUCUUACACCACUUGAAGGAGUGUCAGAUAUAUGGGCAUUUAGGUUCUACAACUUGCCAAAUAAUGGAGUGACAUGUGUCAACUUAGUAUAUGAGACAGAAUGAAUACAUACAUUAUUUUCUAUAUAUCUUACAUGUCAAUAUAGAGUUAGUUUCUAACAUUUUAGCUUAAAAUAUAAAAGGCUAUAUAGUUCAGACAUUA